AUGGCCACAGCUGCUUUGAUGUCCAAAGCGGGGCUGAGCACAGAUUACAGUAAAUCAGACCUUGUAUUGAAGAGUUUCACAGACCCCACUCGUGGCCUUGCGCUGAAAAUGGGCUUUUCUUCGUCGCCGAAACGCGGCUUUGCCUGGGAGUAUGCCGUCGACCCGCGCACGCGGUUUGAGUACAUUAUGCGGGUUAUUGCGUGGCAACAUCUGUGUAUGUCUGGAAACGCUGGCGGCGGCUUCAGUAGUGUGGGCUAUGCGCAAAACGAUGUACUCUGGUUUCAUGGCUUAAGCAAGAACUGGGAGUUUGAGAGAGAGGUCGUAUUCCGGGGCGAGGAGGUGUUCAAUGUGCUGGCGACACGCGUGGAUACUGGUCCCGAGUCUGAGGCGUCUAGGAGAGCACGCCGGCUCAGGGGCUCCUGGAAUAUGGAGGCGAACAAUGGGAAGGAUAUUGAGCCCGGGACGUUUGCGGAGCUACUUCGGUACGGGACGCAUUUAUGGCAGGAGCGCGAUCAGAUUCGAUAUGUGAAGAGCGAGAAGCCUGCGGAAGCUUUGCGGAAAGGACUCCUUGAGCCUUAA
Molecule: messenger RNA, 579 nt
Organism: Aspergillus terreus NIH2624
Lineage: Eukaryota; Fungi; Ascomycota; Eurotiomycetes; Eurotiales; Aspergillaceae
Exons: 2
Coding region: 1-579 (192 amino acids)
Source: RefSeq, a predicted model, not a curated record